AUGGAACAGCAUGCGCAGCAGCCUCCUUGGCCGUUGACGCUCUCUACCUUUCUGUCUUUCGCUCGUCCCAUCACAGAGGUGUCCGUACUAUCUUCUGUGGAGUAUGUUUUCGCAGAAAUUCCUCGCAGACUUGCCUCGCGCGCUCGCUCGCUGGAGGCGCUACCAUUCAUUGUCGGCAUGAAUCCGUUCAUUGCGCGUACGCUUCAGGCUUACCGCAGGAGCUUCCAAUUUCUCACUAUGCACCCCCCUGUCAAGACACUACAGGAAAAUGCUUUUUUUGCUGUGCAGCUUGAAGCAUUUGUGCAAAGCCAUGCGAAUGACAUACCAACUAUGGCUAAAGGUUUUCAGGAGUGUUCCCGUUACAUGACACCGGAGCAGAUCAGUGAAUUUUUGGAUGGCGCAAUCCGUAACCGCAUUGCAAUGCGCCUGAUAGCAGAGCAGCACAUCGCAUUAUCUCGCUCUUUGAUGCAGAAGGAGAACAGCCGUGAUCACCUCGGCAUAGUACACAUGUCGUGUUCUCCGCGGGACACGAUAUGUAUGUGUGGAUCCUUUGUGAGCGAGUUAUGUGAGGCUACUCUCGGCGCAAGUCCGAAGAUCAUCAUCGACGGUGAAAUAGAUGCCACUUUUGCAUAUAUUCCUGUGCAUCUGGAGUACAUCCUUACCGAGAUUCUCAAGAAUGCCUUUCGCGCUACUGUGGAGAGACACCACAAACUAUACGCCUCCGCUACCUCGACACCUCCUAUACCUCCUGUUGUCAUCACGAUCUCGCCGCCCCCACCGCUCACGUCUCAUGCUCGCGUUGGGCCGGCAUUUCUCUCCAUGCGUAUUCGUGACGAGGGUGGAGGUGUACCCUCUGCCAACAUGGGACGCAUUUUCUCCUACUCAUUUACAACUGCCGGUCGUGGUGCCGAAGACAGUCUGGAAGAUGCAGAUAACGGACUUGGUGGAGGUCCAUACGCAGCGCAACAUGUUGGUGGAAGCGCGGCUGUCGAUGGAAACGGAGGUACGGGUGGCUUGUUCACAGAAAUGACGGGACGGAGUUUGCAAAUGGGUUUGGGCACGAUCGCAGGCCUUGGAUACGGGUUGCCAAUGAGCCGGCUGUAUGCACGAUACUUCGGAGGUUCGCUUGACUUCCUAUCGUUGGAAGGAUGGGGUAGUGACGUCUUUCUCAAGCUAAGAGAUCUCAACGACGCAGGAGACGCGGAAAUUUAG
This is a messenger RNA of Sparassis crispa, 1212 nucleotides long. RefSeq lists its product as hypothetical. Gene Ontology annotation, cellular component: mitochondrion. The transcript has 5 exons. Bases 1 to 1212 code for a protein of 403 amino acids. The record is from RefSeq and is a predicted model, not a curated record. NCBI's taxonomy places the organism in Eukaryota, Fungi, Basidiomycota, Agaricomycetes, Polyporales, Sparassidaceae. Gene Ontology annotation, biological process: regulation of glucose metabolic process; protein phosphorylation. Gene Ontology annotation, molecular function: pyruvate dehydrogenase (acetyl-transferring) kinase activity.